Molecule: messenger RNA, 2072 nt
Organism: Hevea brasiliensis (rubber tree)
Lineage: Eukaryota; Viridiplantae; Streptophyta; Magnoliopsida; Malpighiales; Euphorbiaceae
Product: probable CoA ligase CCL5
Exons: 5
Coding region: 238-1875 (545 amino acids)
Cellular component (GO): peroxisome
Molecular function (GO): CoA-ligase activity
Source: RefSeq, a predicted model, not a curated record
AAAAAAAUAGUCUAAUUCCUCUCUCAAUAUUCAUCAAGAACAAAAAAACAAAUGCAAAACGAUUCGUAUGUCAGACAAAUGAUACUUCGGCAGAUCACAUCCACGCGAUUUUCAUUCAAGAAACGGCUGAAGUUUCCCAUAAAAGAUCUGGCCAGGUCUGAACAAAGCAAAGCAAAACCCCAGUCUAAUAAGUCUACUCUCUAGUCCAAGGAAAGCAGCAGAGUCCAGAGUCCGAUAAUGGCACACGAUUGCAGCUUCGAGAUCGACCCGAGAAGCGGCUUUUGCAGAUCUAAUUCUAUUUUCUGCAGUAAACGCAAGCCUAUUGCUCUCCCACACAAUUACUGCAUCGACAUCACCACCUUUAUUUCGUCCCAGGCUCACCGUGGCAAGACAGCCUUCAUUGACGCCACCACUGGCCUCCACCUCACCUUCAUCGACCUAUGGAAAUCCGUCGAUUCCGUCGCCACCUCUCUAUUUGAGAUAGGAGUCCGCAAGGGCCACGUUAUCCUUCUCCUUUCCCCAAACUCCAUUUUCUUUCCUGUUGUUUGCCUUUCUGUUAUGUCCCUUGGUGCCAUAAUUACCACCACCAACCCUCUCAACACUCCCCGCGAAAUCGCCAAGCAAAUCGCCGACUCCAAACCUUUAUUCGCCUUUACCACCCCCCAACUAGUCCCCAAACUCACCGAGUCGAACUCGAAUCUCCCCAUCAUCCUCAUAGACGACCAUGAUUCCAUCAAAGCCCAAUCCAUAAUCGUGACAACUUUAAGCGAGAUGAUGAAGGAGCCUAGUGGGAGUCGUGUCAGGGAGCGAGUCAACAUGGACGACACAGCUACUCUGCUCUACUCUUCAGGUACAACCGGAGCAAGCAAGGGCGUAGUUUCCUCGCAUCGCAACCUAAUCGCGAUGGUUCAAACCAUCAUUGGACGCUUUAACGAAGACAGAGAGCAUAAAUUUAUCUGCACCGUCCCAAUGUUUCACAUUUACGGUCUAGCAUUGUUCGCGACGGGAUUACUCGCGUCAGGAUCAACAAUCAUUGUGCUCUCAAAGUUCGAGAUUCAUGAGAUGCUAUCUACGAUCGAGAGGUAUCGUGCCACGGAUCUCCAUCUGGUACCACCUAUACUAGUAGCACUGAUCAACGGCGCUGAUCAGAUAAGGUCCAAAUAUGAUUUGAGUUCGCUACAAACAGUUGUGUCUGGAGGAGCCCCACUGAGCAAGGAGGUGAUAGAGGGGUUCAUGGAGAAAUAUCAAACGGUGAGAAUUCUUCAGGGUUACGGGUUGACUGAAUCGACGGGGGUGGGUGCAUCAACAGAUACUUUAGAGGAAAGUAGGAGAUACGGUACCGCGGGGCUGCUGACGUCGAGCAUGGAGGCAAAGAUUGUGGACCCAGAAAGCGGAAAAGCUCUGCCGGUGAACCAGACCGGUGAGCUUUGGCUUAGAGGUCCCUCUAUUAUGAAAGGUUACUUUUUAAAUACUGAAGCUACAUCAACAACUCUUGACUCCGAGGGAUGGUUAAGAACUGGGGAUCUGUGCUACAUUGAUGAUGACGGCUUUAUUUUUGUUGUUGAUCGAUUGAAGGAGUUGAUCAAAUACAAGGGAUAUCAGGUCCCUCCUGCGGAACUAGAGGCCUUGUUGCUUACUCAUGAGGAAAUUUCCGAUGCUGCUGUAAUCCCGUUUCCGGACAAGGAGGCUGGGCAAUUUCCCAUGGCGUAUGUUGUAAGAAAGGCCGGAAGUAAUUUAUCUGAGAGUGCUGUCAUGGAUUUCGUGGCAAGACAGGUGUAUCAAAUAAAGCGGCCCCAUACAAGAGAAUCCGAAGAGUUGCAUUUAUUGGAGCCAUACCCAAGAAUCCAUCAGGCAAGAUUCUCAGGAAGGAUCUGAUAAAGCUUGCAACCUCUAAACUAUGAAUGUUUGGGUUUUGGAAUAACAAAUGUCCUUAAAACAAUGGACUACUAGAAUGUCCAUAUCAAUUGCCAUUUUUUAGAUAUAGUACAGCUUCUUAGCCUUGUUUAUCUACAUGUCUCUUGUUUACUUUUAAAGUUAAUUUCAUUGGAAAUGAAUAUUGCUUGUUUGGUAUA